CAAGGUUAUCGCUGAAACAUAUUCAUUACCGCCAUACGAUUCAGUACCGAAUUUAAAUAUGCUACUGGUUAAUAUUUGAAUAUUGCACCCUUGGAGACGAUUUACACUUGGCGAGUCGAAGGGUGUCGUCCCUACCAGUCAGUUCCGAGGUGCAUACAUCUUUUUUUGUAUAUAAUGGAAAUUAUUUCCUGGGAUCAUCAUUCGUACUUCCAUCGGCUUUUCCGAUAGACUAACCGGGUCUACCGGAAGACUGGUGUAGCACUAGUACAAUCACAAGUAGAAUAAGCAUAAAAAUAACACCAUGAUCUUCAUACUUUUGAUAUUAUCAACGAUUAAUGGAAUAUUUGCUCUAAAUAACUUUGCUGAUGUACCGUGUGGUCAAAGAACAAAUGAUCGCAAAGCAAAAGUUGUUGGUGGAGAAGCAGCCGCAAAAGCCGAAUUUCCAUGGAUAGUCUCAAUUACCAGGCGAGGAAACCAUUUUUGUGGCGGUACCCUGAUCAACAAGAAAUAUGUAAUGACAGCAGGACAUUGCUUGUGCACUGGUAGUGGCAAUGACCACUUAGCACCAGCCAGUUUAAAAGUGACACUGUCCCAACAUGACCUGACCAAAGAAAGUUCGGAUGCUCAAGUGGUGAACGUAAAAUCUAUUAUAGUUCAUCCAGGAUACUCAUGUAAAAAGGUUAAAGACGACAUUGCUAUUUUGGAGUUGAACGAGCAAGUUAUCUGGUCUCAGAGUAUUAUUCCAGCCUGCUUACCAGCAGGUUCUGAACAAAAAGCUUAUUCUACAUUCGACAAUAAUUUAGCCACAGUUGCUGGGUGGGGUUGGAUCAAUGAAGAACGAGGGAAAGGUGGUAGAGCCGAAAUCCUGCAGAAAGCUAAGGUAAACGUCAUAGAAAUUGAAAAAUGCAGGACAUGGUAUAAAUCACAGGGUAAGAAAACAAAAAUUCAAGAAGGGCAGAUAUGCGCUGGAUACGAACAAGGUGGCAUCGACGCUUGUUGGGCUGACAGUGGUGGUCCAUUAAUGAUUGAUGCAAAUGACCAAAUGAUGGUUGUUGGCGUCGUGUCUACUGGAAUUGGGUGUGCUAGACCAUACUUGCCUGGAAUAUAUACCAGAGUUUCUGAAUAUAUUCCAUGGAUACGAGAUGUAUUGCAAAGAAGGUGAAAACAACUGAAAAAAUAUUUUUUUAAUUAUAAAACCUAACGUGAAACCCUUUUGUUGCCAAAUAUUUAUUUUAUUUAUUUAUUUAUUUUUGUUCUGAGUAAAUUUCUAGUCAAACAUUUUAGGAAGUAGUAUUUUUAAUUAAAUCAUAUUGA
Messenger RNA from Sitophilus oryzae (rice weevil), 1314 nucleotides. Its product is annotated as trypsin-1-like. Gene Ontology annotation, molecular function: serine-type endopeptidase activity. The transcript has 6 exons. The coding region runs from base 302 to 1162 and encodes 286 amino acids. Gene Ontology annotation, biological process: proteolysis. The record is from RefSeq and is a predicted model, not a curated record. Lineage: Eukaryota; Metazoa; Arthropoda; Insecta; Coleoptera; Curculionidae.